UUGAUUUUCUCGUCGUUGUUUUUGUGGAUUUAAGCAGCUGAUUCGAUCGUCCGUCAAGAAACGUGAAUCACCGUUGUGCAUCUAUCUUGGCUCUUUUCGCUUUAGUGCUGGGUGCGCCUUCCUAAUUCAGCUGUGCUGUGUUUACUGCGCCGUUUCUGUGGUGACGUUUUGGUUCCCUCAACCGCUAAAACUACGGAGAGCGAGAAACAACACGCCUGCAACGUGGCCGGCGUCGCAUUUCCCUCAUUCUCCUUGACUGCUUAAGAAGAGAAGCCUUGACCACCCCGACAUAUUUUUCUGAGCUUUUUCAAGUCUUUGACUCGAGAUUGUUCAUUUCGCCAUGGCGCGCUCUCUUCCCAAGAAGAAUAACCCUCUUAUCUCGGGGGAUGGUGCCCCUGCUUACGAUGAUCUCCUGACGCGUCGUCGUCUGGGAAAGACAAAUCUCGCCGUUAAGGCGACGCAGAUCGGCACGUCCAAUGCGACUCGCCCGGAGAACCUGGGUCCCUUUGAGUACGCUCAUCUACGCGCGCCUUUGCCUAAGGAUCUGAAAGGCUCUGAGAUCUUCCCCUCGCACACUCCGCAACAGCACCCAGAGACCUACUUUUUGAUGCGGCGGAGCAAGGAUGGAUUCGUGAGCGCUACUGGCAUGUUCAAGAUCGCUUUCCCGUGGGCGAAGGUCGAGGAGGAAAGAUCCGAGCGUGAUUACCUCAAGGCACGGGAGGAGACCAGUGAGGACGAGAUUGCGGGUAAUGUAUGGAUUUCGCCGGGUUUCGCCUUGGAGUUAGCCAAGGAGUACCAGAUGUUCGAUUGGGUUCGUGCAUUGUUGGAUCCUACCGAUAUCGUCCAGAGCCCAUCGAGUGCCAAGAAGCAAAUCACUCCCCCUCCCAAAUUCGACAUCCCGCCGAUCGAAGCUCCCGUUCAACUUUCCGCUGCCGCAACACGACUCAGACGGGGACGGUCCGCAUCGCCUAGCAAGAGAGCUGCUUCGCCACGCAAGUCCAGAACCACGCGGGCCAUCAAGGAGGCUAACGUUGCUGCUACGAAUGCUGCAAAUGCCAGUCUUCAGUCGUCGUUGGAUGCUGAUGCCGGGUCGGCCAAUGGAACCGUGGAGCAAAGUGUGGAAGUCGACGAGGAGGAAACAAAGUCAGAAGUGGUGGAGAAGCCACGGACAACAACCAGGUCGAGGAAGACUGCCGCUCCGGCUGAGCCAGAAGAAGAGGAAGAAAAGAAGGUCAAGGUUGAUGUCGAAGAAUCCGUGGACAAGGCAAAGGACGCUCAGACGAAGCAGACCACCUUCUCGGUUGAGAUGCCCGUCAAAUUCCUCCCCGACGCACCCUCCGCAGAGGACACGGCGCAGAUGAUUGCCAAGGCAAAAGAGAUGGUGCAAGAAGCAGUCGACAGCAAAGCCGCAGAGGGAGAGCCCACAGAGUCAUCAUCAAAGGGCGCUCAAAAGCGCAAGCCAGAUGAUCUGAGUGAAGACUCGGAGGACGAAGAGACCAAGGCCGCUUCGACCCAGCGUGUUAAGCGGGCGAAGGUGUUGGAAGAGAAGCUCAAGCGGGAACGAGUGAGGAACCGUGCCUUGGUUGGAGUCACAGCUGCUUUUGCCCUUGCGGCCUCGAUUCCUUACUUCUUUUAGUUUCCUCUCUGCAGAGUAUGCUCUACUUUAAUUCGGUUAUUGUCUACUCAGUCUUCCUGGGGAUACCUUCUCGGAACGACGUCCAGUCCUUGAUUCCCUUCCUUAUUCUCAGUCCGACAUCCCCGUCCUCGUUUUUCAAUUUUCUUCACCCCGGGCCCUUCUGACCCUGUUGGUUUUCGAUGUAUUGUAUUGACACCUUACACCUCUUUCUAAUGUUCACUCUGUUGCUACAGUAUGGCAGAUAUAGCAAUUGGCGGGAUCCUGGAGAUCGGAAGCGAAGCGUCUGUUUCUACGUUCCUUUGUUCAUGGGCUUUUCCUUUUCCUUUUCCC
Messenger RNA from Aspergillus ruber CBS 135680, 1966 nucleotides. RefSeq names its product apses transcription factor. The record is from RefSeq and is a predicted model, not a curated record. The coding region runs from base 341 to 1636 and encodes 431 amino acids. Gene Ontology annotation, biological process: meiotic attachment of telomere to nuclear envelope; mitotic telomere tethering at nuclear periphery. Lineage: Eukaryota; Fungi; Ascomycota; Eurotiomycetes; Eurotiales; Aspergillaceae. The transcript has 5 exons. Gene Ontology annotation, molecular function: DNA binding. Gene Ontology annotation, cellular component: nuclear membrane complex Bqt3-Bqt4.